AUGUCGGCACAGGUCCUUCCCAGCGAGCCGGCCCUCGCUGGGGGGCAGAUGGAGAUGCCGCCGCCUGAGGUGAAGAAGUUCCUGGGAGGCAUUCCAACGCCCACGCUCGACGUUCCCGUCACAAUCGUCUUUCUCGUCCUGUUUUCCCUGGGCGCCUACUUGCACAUCAGCGUCUACAAGGCCAACGCCAAGCGCGGCCACAAGUUCCUCCUUUCGAGUCUCAUGUUCGACUUCUGCAUGGUCCGAGUCACCACCUGCCUCUUUCGCAUUCUCUGGGCCUUUAUCGGCCUCCAGGCGCCCGGCAUCGUCCUGGUCGCCAAUGUCUUCCAAAACGGCGGCACCAGACUGAUCGCCAUGCGUCUCAGCGCCGUCGUCGUCUUCGCCGUCAACCUCUUUUUUGCGCAGCGCCUCAUUCGAGCCAUGCAUCCUUCCAUCGGCUGGCACCCCGUCUUCAGCCGCUACUCCCUGUUCCUGAUCUGGACCUGCCCGGCCGUGACCAUCAUGAACAUUAUUGCUGUUUGCGUCAACUUCCUGGUACCCGCCCGGGCGCAAGGGGCUGAGACGGUGCUGCAAGUAGGCGCCUGCUGGAACAUGAUGCUGGUUGUCACGCCUCUCUUGUGGCUGUUCAUCGCGAGCGCCAAGCCGGGCCCGACGCCCGAGAACUUUGGCACUGGUGACUUCCGCGCCAAAGCAAGUUUGCUCGUCUUUAGUGCCUCCGUCAUGACGGUUGGAGCCGCCGUGAGGUUAACCAUAGCCUUCAACCACAACGGCCCCGAGCAGCUGUUCAGCAAAGCCUCGCUGUACACUACGCAGUUUAUUCUCGAGUACUUGGUGGUCGCCGCAUACGCCUUCUUCCGCAUUGAUCAAAUCUAUCACAUUCCCAAUGGGUCAAGUGGACCGGGAGACUACUCUUGGAAUGGGUGCCCCAAGCGUGGGUUAUGGACGCCAGAGGACAUUGAAAGAGAAAUUGGCAAGCUUGGUGUCCGCUACGAUAUUCUCACCUCUAGAGGCAUGAACAAGAAGGGGCCUGUAUUUGCGUUGCUGUACCCGGCCUGCAGUGAGCAGCCUUUUGCCCACGACAACAAGGACUUACCACAAGUGCCUCCAGAGUACGUGGAUGGCUUUCUCCCUCCGAGGCCUCGAAGGGUGAGCCGCAUGGACAUUCUUACUGGUAGCUAUUCCCCCGAGCGACCUCCGCGGUCGAAAAGGACGACCAUGUUUAUGACCAAGGACGUGGAGUUGACUCCAACAAUAACAUCUUCACCAUACCAGAAAUUUUACGAUUAG
This is a messenger RNA of Metarhizium brunneum ARSEF 3297, 1287 nucleotides long. Lineage: Eukaryota; Fungi; Ascomycota; Sordariomycetes; Hypocreales; Clavicipitaceae. The record is from RefSeq and is a predicted model, not a curated record.